Mirounga angustirostris (Northern elephant seal) is the source of this 10906-nucleotide messenger RNA. It is a transcript of the gene MSANTD4, whose product is annotated as Myb/SANT DNA binding domain containing 4 with coiled-coils. Lineage: Eukaryota; Metazoa; Chordata; Mammalia; Carnivora; Phocidae. The record is from RefSeq and is a predicted model, not a curated record. The transcript is spliced from 3 exons. The coding region runs from base 291 to 1328 and encodes 345 amino acids.
GGGACCCAUAUUGACGGCCUGAUUUUCCUCCGACCUCUUUGUCGCAUCACACGCGUUUAGGAACUCCAUUCUCAAGUGUUAGCCCUUGAAAAAAACAGUUGCCCACAGUUAAUCAUGUGCCUUUGGUGCUACAUCGUCUUCACGAGGAUUAUGAAUCCUCCAGCCUGCCUGUGCUACUAGAUGAGCGGAAAACUCUGAUGUGACAAAGUGCCCACAGGGGUUGCCCUUGAUUCUUGUGCUUUGUAGCGUUUCCCAGCUUUUCACAUCUUCUCUGCAUUUAAGUUGGGAAAAUGAAGCAGUUGAAAAGGAAAAGGAAAAGCAAUUUUAGUGUUCAAGAAACUCAGACCCUUUUGAAAGAAAUUACAAAACGGAAAGAAGUCAUUUUUUCCAAGCAGCUCAACACCACGAUCAACGUGAUGAAGCGGAUGGCCUGGGAGGAGAUCGCGCAGUGUGUGAACGCCGUUGGGGAGGGCGAGCAGAGGACAGGGACGGAGGUGAAGAGGAGGUACCUGGACUGGCGGGCGCUCAUGAAGAGGAAGAGGAUGAAGGCGAACAUUAAGCUGGUUGGCUCGGGGUUUCCGCUUCCCACGUCCGACCUAGACGACUCUCUCACCGAGGAGAUCGAUGAAAAGAUUGGAUUCCGCAAUGAUACGAAUUUCGAUUGGCAGAACGUGGCGGAUUUCCGGGAUGCAGGUGGAUCCCUAACUGAGGUCAAAGUGGAAGAGGAAGAAAGAGAUCCCCAGAGCCCCGAAUUUGAGAUUGAGGAGGAAGAAGAAAUGUUGUCCUCCGUCAUACCGGAUUCCAGGAGGGAAAACGAACUUCCUGACUUCCCCCACAUCGAUGAAUUUUUUACUCUGAACUCAACACCGUCGAGGUCGGCCUACGAUGAGCCCCAUUUGCUGGUGAACAUAGAGAAACAGAAGCUGGAGCUGGAGAAACGGCGCCUGGACAUCGAGGCGGAGCGGCUGCAGGUGGAGAAGGAGCGGCUGCAGGUGGAGAAGGAGCGGCUGCGGCACCUGGACCUGGAGCACGAACGGCUGCAGCUGGAGAAGGAGCGGCUGCAGAUCGAACGCGAGAAGCUCAGGCUCCAGAUCGUCAGCUCCGAGAAGCCGUCUCUGGAAAACGAACUCGGCCAAGGAGAAAAGGCCAUGCUUCAGCCACAGGACAUAGAAGCAGAGAAGUUAAAACUUGAGAGAGAACGCUUACAACUGGAAAAAGAUAGGCUGCAGUUUUUGAAAUUUGAGUCGGAGAAGCUGCAGAUUGAAAAGGAACGCUUGCAAGUAGAGAAGGAGAGACUUCGAAUUCAGAAGGAGGGACACUUGCAGUGAUGGAGCUCGGUCCCCGUUGAGCCAAUGUGUGGAAACCAUAGAUUUUUCUCUGUAUCCAGUACUAUAAAAACGGUUGCAAGAUGAGCUCUGGGUUUUUUCCUGCUUAAUGUCCGUGUUUUCAAUAGGAAAGAGAUAGUUAAGAGUGGGUUACUGUAUACUUAAGUAGCAUAUUCCAUAAAAACGACGUGCCCUAGCGUAAAUGGUGUAGCAGAAUCUGUUGUGCUGUUCUCUUUGAAUUAGGAAAAUUACAUAGGUCUUGUUUCAUCUGUGCACGCAGAGUUGACACGUCUACGUAAAAUUCUAGCUCAAACUUCUAGCUCGGUGGUUCUCAACAGGGCGGUGGUUUUGACCCCUGGACGACCUUUGGCAACAUCUGGAGACCUUUUUGGUUGUCAGGACGGGGCGUGGGCAGGUUGCUACUGGCGUGGAGUGGGUAGGGGCCAGCAGGCCCAGCCGUGUCCUGCCGUGCACGGCCGGCUCCCCGCCCCCGGAUCAUCCCACACAGCGCAGCAGUGCAGCUGAGGUGGGGAGGCCCUUUCCUGGCCUGACUGUGCGCCUCCAGAGCUUUGGUUUAUAGUUUCAGAGUAUUAAAACCUCAGAUAUUUAAAUGGGUAGUUACUUAAGUGGCCAAAGCCUUGAACUAUGUGACAUUAGUGUGUAGUAUUUUGAACAUAGGGAGUGAUGAAGAUUGUAGGUAUUUUAUCCCCGUGUUUCCGUCUAUAACCUGAGACUCUGAAAACAAUGCAGGGAAUAUCAGAAAUUGUCCAAGAUGGGUCACCUUGAAACGCAGUUCAUUCCUCCAGCUGUUGAUGCUUCCGAAGCCACACACGCUGUGUAGGGUUUAGUUCUCUUUUUUCUUUGAAUUCACGGUCUUAGUUUCGGUAGAAGAAUGGUUAUUUCAACCAGACGUACUGAAAUCUUAAUGUAAGUGAAGGUUGAAGCUAGUAAAAAGGGUACCAAUGUAGAAAUGGUACUGGUAGUCCGUGAGCUUGAAAUCAACCAGUGGUUACUUUUUAAAUAAAUCUUAGCAGCUCUGUGGGCGUGGGGGAGGGGAAGGGGAGAACGUCCUCUGUGUCUGGUGGUGAUGGAGAAGAUGAUAGUAGCUGUGCGUGAAUGGAUUAGGGACGCGCUUGUCACACUGUCUGACCUGAUCUGUAGUAUUGAUUAGUAUUCCUGGGUCUGAGGCUCAGAGGAGGAACACUGAGUGAAAGUCUGUGAUGUAUUUUGUCUCUACCCCUCCCUGAGGACCAAAGUUUGUAUCUUCGGCCCCUGUGGUAUCUGUUCUGAGUCCGAGGGCUUGCUUUUAACCUGGUGGCUCCCCUUCAGUCCCCCGCAGAUGCUGUUCCCACAAUCCAGGUGGUCCCAAUGCACACUAACCUUGAGAAUCGCUGCACGAGAUCACUUUGUAUUUUCUGAUUUCCAGGGCUGACAAUGUAGCUUUAAUCCAUCCUCCUGUUGACAGAUAAACAACCUGGAUUCUGCGUUUGUUCCUUGUUAAUUUAAGAAUGUCUUGACACCAUACGUGAUAUUUGAGUAGGGACCUCUAAGGAGAAAAUAUACUUCUGCUUCGUUACCUUGACUUUGAAAUAGUGUUAUUUUUCUAUAACCGAAAUAAAUGCUUCUACCGUAGAAAUAGCAUUUGCCUAUACUAACUAUCUGAAAGCUUACCGUUCGCAGUGGUCAUCCGCGCUGGGGGGCCUGAGGUUUUUAAGCCGGAACGAGAGCCUCCCCAGUGAGCGCUCCCGUGUGUGGCAAGGCCCUGUGCGGCGCUCUUCCCACAUGAUCUCAGUCGCUCUCCCAAACCACUCUUGGGCUACGGGCCUCACGUUGUCCCUGCUUUUGCAAGAAAGGAAGGAGUGCCUCAUCCACUCAGUGACAUUCCUGAAGAAGGAUAUGCCACAACUGACCCUAAGGAGGGGCAGCGGAAGCCUGCAGGUGCUGCCAGCGGGGCGUGGGCGUUGCUGGGCCCGGACUUCGGGCGCGAAGCCCUUCCAUGCGCCCCGCGAUGGCAUCUCCUCGUCCGUAAAGGGGACACCUCAGCACCUGCGCUGCCUGUGUUCCCAGUUUGCUUUAAAUAGAACGGUAUCUAAACUCUAAAAUGCUGCUUCGGUGCAGGGGGCUGCCGGGUUUAGAUUUAAGAUGAGUCGGUUGUAAGUCCCUAGAAGCAGGCAUGAGGACAGCGAUACUCUUUUUCGGUGGGGCACUCAAGUUCCUGGAAGAGACUGUUGUUUUUAUUCUCCUUCAGCAGCUUCUUGCCCUGCGGGGCCUUGGUGUUCUUCUCCCUCCCCCAGUGUGCGUGGAUUGGGCUGCUUCCCCGCGCUAGAAAACCCGACUGGUGGGUUUCUGAAGGGCAGGCGCACUUGGAACGAGCUCCCCCCGGCCCCCGGGCUUAGCCACGGCCCUGUCCCCACACCGCAGCUCGGGGCUCCUGUUGCUGGUGGUUUUAGAGGAAAUGAGGCUGAGCUCCUUCGGGCGGCUCGGGUCGUGGCCGGGCUCCUCCGGUCUGCAGGUCGGCCAGGGGUUCAGCUUCUGCCGGGUGGGGUGACUUGGCUGGUGCGAGGCGACUCCGCUCUCCGUAUUCGAUCCUCUAACAAAACAGCUUAGGCUUGAUUUUGUGGGGACGGCAGGAAUUCAAAACGGAAGAGCAGAGAUGCUCCAGGUGUCCUGAGGCCAAGGCCCAGCACGGGCACUUCAUGUCCGCCGCAUGGCCUCUGCCAAAACAAAUCACAGGACCAGACCAGAGUCGAGAGCGGAGGAUGGAGUCCACUCUCCACAGAAGGAGCCCUGAUGUGGUUCUGCAAAAGAGGGGGAUACGGGGAGGAGUGAGGAACUGUGGCCAUUUUUAUCGUCAGCUCCAUCUCCAUGCGGGUUUCCUGGGGAUGCUCCUGACGCCAGCGGUCUUGUGGCUUAGCGUAUGUCCUGGACCGAAGUACCCUGGUGUGGAAAUUCAGUUCUACGCUCAUCCUGCUCAUAGGAUGCCCUUUUGUAAAGAUGCUGAGUUAGAAGAAGGAAGGGCCCAUAAAUUUGCAGUAAAAGAAAAGUAUUCUCUCAGGCUUUUUCUUGCAGAUUAAACAGUCUUUGUAACUUGAGAAUUCUUGCUUCUCUUCGCUCAUUUCCUACCUCAUUUGUCCAUUUUAUACUGCUUUGCUUCUCCCCUCUUUUCAUUCCUCUACCUCUUCAUGCGUCGUCACUUCUAUCCUGAAUAGAAAAUCAGAUCCUAGUGCUCUGAGAGUAUUUUAUUUUAAAUUAAUAGCUACCUUUUCCUGUCUCUCUGACCUUCACUAUGUUUUGUUUGUUUCAAACUCAAACAUUUUUCCCUGGGUCGCUCUGCAUGUGCUCAAACAUUCUCCCUCCCCAAAAGUAAAUUUUUAAAAUUGUGUGACUUAAUUUGUCAAGGCUUUCUAGUCGCUGUUCUCCGACCACAAGUUGUACCUUCUACAGCUCCCAGAAUACUAACCGCCUGUUUGCUUUUCCAAUCUGUAACUUCUUUCCGAUGUAUGUGCUCCUUUAUACACAUACCCACCAGGUGCGGUUUUAGGCAGUGCCUUCAUUAAAACCCAGAGGAGAACGGUCAAAUGUAUCACUUUGAAGUAUACAUAUCAGAAACGGUUUAGCAUACGUACAGCUAGAAGACAACCAAAGAAGACCUAUCCUGGGGGGGGGGACAUGCUAAAUUGGUUGAAGUCUCGAGAGAUUAAUUUACCACUAUCCAGAGGGGCAUCGCGACCCUGCUGUUUGAACUGAGAUCAGUGAGACGUGAGAAAAAAUGAUGAUUACACCGUUUGAAUUUUGAUAAAGAAGUUCUGAGAAGAACUUUCUCAAUGAAUUUCUUCAGGAAACACCCUUUUUUUUUUUUUUUUAACCAUUUAUUUUCCUGAUGUGACCCAUUCACCUUUAAAAAAAAAAUGAGUAGGUUGAAAUACAAAGUCCAUCUGCCGCCUCCAACCUCCCGGGUCGUCCUUAGUGUGGUACCAUUUGCUGUCAAUUCCAGAGCUUCCUGCGUCCUUCUUCCUUUCUAAUCCUCCCUGCACGACAAUUCCAGAAUAGAUUUCCCCAAGCACUGCUUUCAUUGCGUCCUGAGAAUUAGCAGGACGUGAAGUCAUGGAAGACGAGGGUUCUGGAAAGACCCCAGGUCCGGUCUCAGCGCUACUUUAUCAGCUGGGGCGUGGCGGGCCGACAGUGUGUCUGAGCCUCAUUCUUAGUAUUAUAUUAAUCAGCUUAAAGCUAGAAAUCAGCUCAAAGAUUUUAGAAAUUUGUCUUCCCUCUCACGAGUUCCCCCCAUUCCUUCUGAGUCAAGUGUAAUGUCCUCAAAUGUUCUUUGCCCUGGUUAAGAUGUUCUCCUACCCACAUCACUAAAAUAUGCUUGUCAAGCUGCUCUCCAAAUACUUCAUGCAUUUCCUCCCCCUUUACCUUCGAUCAUGUUGCUUUCACCCUUGACCUUUUCAUUUUCUAUCCCAGAGUGACCAUCAGCAGAGCAAAGCUUUUUCAGAUCCAGGGACUUUGUCAUUUCCAUCGCUCUCUACCAUAAUUUUAAAAUAACCAAAACUAAUUUCACUGAAUAAAAUUAGAAUAUUUUAUCAUAUAAAAAAGUAGUAUCUUCAUGUCUUCCAAAGUCUCCCUGAAGUCCUUUUGAGUUAAAAUGUUAAAACGUCAGGGCGCCUGGGUGGCUCAGUCGUUAAGCGUCUGCCUUCCGCUCAAGUCAUGAUCCCGGGGUCCUGGGAUCGAGCCCACAUCGGGCUCCCUGCUCCGCGGGAGGCCUGCUUCUCCCGCUCCCGCUCCCCCUGCUUGUGUUCCUGCUCUCGCUAUUUCUCUAUCAAAUAAAAAAAAAAGUUAAAACGUCAGUCCGCCCAGCUAUGACCCCUCCACCGCCUGUCUGAGAAGUGCUCCCUAACCACAGAGCAGGCGCUGGUGGCCAAGUGUGUCCAGGGACUUUGUUCCUUGGGCCGCAUCGUACACAUGCACGCCAGGAGUAGACCUGGCUUGGCCUUGCGGUCUCCGAGCUGACGCUACCACUUGGAGGAUUCUCUUUCCCAUUGAAGAUGACCUGUGUCCUGACCCAGAGCUCAUGUUGCUUUUGAUGGCUCUGCAAACGAACAGGUUGAUAAAGAUUUUCAUUCUGACGUACUUGCUGUGUAGAUGCCCUAAACAUCCUCCACUUCAUCCCAAGCGCGCGGCUAAAACGUUAGCACAUUUGAUGUGGGCCAAGACAUGAGAGACUGCUUUAGUAAAAAAGCACUGCGUAGGGUAACCAAGAUGGAACUGGUAAUAUUGGUAACAUCUGGGACAGAUAUCCACUUGUUAAAAUACACAUAAUAAAUUGUGUAUUCUGUUUUUCUAAAUACCCCCAAGUGGGUAAUCUUACUGCCCUGAUACAGCUAAGCUAGUCUGUACUGAAAAGAAGGGGACUCUGGGCUCUUUUACUAUUGUGAUCCAAGGACUGGACCAGGAAUGUGAAAAUUUUUAAUUUUUUAAUCUUCCUGGGUUUACUGAUUAUUUUUUUCCAGAAAUCACUGUAUCUCUCAUCUUCACAGUCCAAGGAGGGUUAACUUGACGUCACACUGUAGGAAUAUCGAUGAGGGGCUGAAGCCUAUCCACAUAUCCCAUUCUCCUGCGACAGUGGUCGGUUCAAAUUCAGGCACAUACCCAUUCAGAGCCAAUGUGUUUGUUGGACCUUCUGUGAAAGAUAAGCUUCCAUGCUUCCUAUUGACAUCUUAGCUUCCCCAUAAAGAUGAGCUGUCUGGACAGGUUUUAGAGCUGUUUUGGCUACAUGGAGGGUGCAGUUGGGAAGUCCCUUAUGGAGCCUAUCAGGGAAGGCUGAAUAGAGAGCGUGAAUUUGAGUCCUUGAGGAUGUUAUUUGAACUGCUCGAUCAAACCUUACCUGUUACUGGAGAUGAUUCUGUAUUUUCAGCCUCACAAAUCAAUGAAUUUCUCCCUGUUCCGCAUUUUCUUAGAUUCUGUGAUUUGUCCAUUGGGCCUCCCUUCAUCACAAGGUCAAUUACAUGAAUCAUAUCUUCUGAUUGUCUGUUUUCUUCAUGCUCUGGCAUUUGUCACCGAUCUGGGGAAAGACUGUUCCUCCCAGGACUAGCCGGUUCUUAGGGGUUGUGCAGGCCUGGAGGAUGCCUUUCACAUGCAAACCAGCCGAUGCCUAGACCCCCAGGACCCCCUUUAUCAAACUCACACAGGCCAAGCUAAUAUUCCCGCCUACCUGUAAUCAACCCAGUGUCAGGUACCAGACAGCUAGAGCCAGCCCCUACAGCGUAGAUCCUGCGCCAUAUUCAGUCUGGCCAAUCCUAAACUGUUGCCCUGCCCUGCCUCACUUUCCCCACAGAAACUCCCCCAGGAGCUCCGGCCUUGGCUUUCUUGCUGCUUUCCCUGCAGCCCUGUGUGGUGGGGCGUCAAAUGCCAUUACUAAAAGCCUCUCGGUGUCAUUGGCCACAGUCAGGCCUCGAUAAAUUAAAUCCUGGGUUUAAUUUUAAAGAUUUUAUUUAUUUAUUUGAGAGAGAGAGACAGAGAGAGCACAUGAGAGGGGGGAGGGUUGGGAGGGUCAGAGGGAGAAGCAGACUCCCCGCCGAGCAGGGAGCCCGAUGCGGGACUUGAUCCCGGGACUCCAGGAUCAUGACCUGAGCCGAAGGCAGUCGCUUAACCAACUGAGCCACCCAGGCGCCCCAAAUCCUGGGUUUAAUUUUAGAACACCCCCCACCAUCACCUUGUCGGGGGGGUUAAGUCAUUUGAGUUGGAGUUUCUAGGACUUAAAACUGAAAGAGUAUGGACUUAGGUAGCCAAAUAGAGAAAAAAGUAGGUCAACCCAGGGGUCUUCGCAUCCCAUAACCGUCCAUGCCCUUCUUUUUUAUUAGGCUGCUGUCUGUUCUUCUCUACCCUGCUUCUCUCCUUUAUUCUGUCCCCCUCUCUCUUUCCCUCCCUCCCUCCAUUCAGUAUUUAAGUCCUCUGCGGGCAUACAUGUUACAUGGCCGCGCGAGACAGCUCCUUCCCUGCGUGGCUGACAGCGAACGCAUCUGGCGGAGACACACGAUCUGACAGAACACGGACAGGACUUAGUGGGGUCUGAGAACGGAGGACCACCUUUUCCUGAGCGCGGGUCAAGAGAAGCUUCAAAGAGGGAGUGACCCCUGAGAGGAGUCCUGGGUCGAUUUUGUCACCCAAGUCACAAACAGAAGAGAGGAGUUUCCCAUCAGAAGGCACUCCUUGGACAGACUCAGAAACAGCGUGGUCGUGCUUGGUGUGGGCAAGAGACUUUCUCUGGCUGGUGCUGGAGCCCAGGACAUGGCACUCCCUUGGUGCCCCAAAACUUUCAGGAAUUGACACAUGAUAUUUUAAUGUCAUAUUUUUAAAAAUAAAAAUUAAUGCAAAAAUGCUUGAUAAGCAAGAUAUCAAAAUUUGAAAAUUAAAAAAAUGAAUAUAUUGAAAUUCAAAAAUGGCACCAUGCAAAAGGUGUUUCAGUAAGCUGAAGUUCAUUACCAAUUAUUUAAGAUCUGUCCUUAGCCAAAAAAAAUUGUCAAAAAUGUCAGUUCUCUCAAUUGAAAAGAAGUGGAUUUUGAAAGUAUUAUUGAGGAGUCUGCUUCCCUUAAACCAAGAAAGUAAAAAAAGAUAAUUUUGUUUUAAUACAAAGUAAUUAAACGUAAAUGAAUGCUUUGGGUUUUAAUACAUCUAUUUUUGAAAUUUUCAAUCACCUUAAUAUUCUGCAAUAAAGCUAACCAUUAAACAUAAAAAAAUGUAUAAAGGGACAUAUUUUUUUCUUUAACCUUGAGGUCUUAGAUGGUUUGGCAUGCAACUCUAGAUCUUAUCUUUAAAUUUUUGAUACAUUUUACAAACAUCUUGAUGUUUAAAAAUAUUUAAAAUGUUAUUUACCUUGAUUAUUGACUUUUCAGCUCCCCCUUAAAUUUCACUCUUGCAGCAAAUGCCUCAUUGACCUCAUUGGCCUGGAAGAGAAAUUCGAUUCCUUUAAAGAAAUAACUUAUUCUUAAUGUUCAACCCCAUUAUAAAUGCUUUUUGAAUGAGUAAAUGGUUUAAAAUGGUAAUGGUUCACUGAGACUGCCCACUGUGGUCUAGAAAUAUAACCAACUGUGUUAGAAAAACUCGGUAGUGUUCCUUCCAUGUGUCUCUCUACUCCUCACGUAGAACCCUUCUGACGCAUCUGGUUACCAAAUGUGUGGGUUCUUUCCCCACAUCUAGCAAUUCUCCAUGGCACCCAACGCUGAGCCAACCGUGUCAGGUCCCACAGGUUCAGGGCGGAUGCCCACGAAGCUGCUCCCACCCCACUUCGGACACCCACAGCGAGGAGGUCCCCAGCUACCCACCCCCUCCGUUGGUUUGGGCGACAAAUCAGAGGUUCCCAUGAACUUCUCCUCCUUGGAUUCCAUUCCUUGCUAAGCUGCUCACAGAAAUCAGGGCGAGCACGUACUUACGUUUAUUGGUUUAUUAAAAGCUAUGAUACAGUUUACAGAUGAACAGCCGGAGAAGGAUGCCUGGAGCCCGGUCGGGGAGGGUCCCGGGUGCAGGAGCUCCUGUCCCUCCCGGAAGGUGGCUGUGUUCCCUGACCCGGGAGCUCUCGGAACCCCUUACUUCUGGGAUCUUCCUCAAUGUAGUCCCACCCGGCCGCCCCUGCACAGCUGCAUCCCAGUGGACGCCCCGCCCCGCUCCCCGCUCCCCGCUUCUCUGCCUCCUGGGGCGGCAGGUGCGACUGCUUCCUGAGCACCAGGCCCCUGCCGCCAGCCAGCAAGCUAGCAUUCUCCUGGGUGCAAUUCAGCAGCCGCCAGAGGCAGGCACGUUUCCCUUCACCUCACAGCCCGCAGGGUGAGACUUCCCCAAUAUUCCGUCCUCCCAUCGCCUCAAGCAAAACUGUAGUCCGUCUUGGGCGAGAAAUUCCUGCAGAGGUAGGGGACGUGUGCUUCAGCCCCUUCUCCAGAAGCAAGGUUGUCUUCAUGCCACGGAGACGAAAAGAUUUGCUGGCCCUGCUCAGGACCCUGCGACUUUUGAUUUGUAGAAGAGAGAGGUCUGGCAGUGAGGCAGGGCAUUUCGAGGGUGUCCGCGGCCCCCAGCCCCGCAGGUGCUGUCCGCCUCAUGCCCACCUGCUCUAUCCAUCAAGGGGAUCUCUGUCCGGCCUUCCGCUCUUCCCUGACCCCCUUCUUCGAAACGCUCAGUUGAGGACCAUGAAAAAAGCCUUACAAGUGAGUUCAGAUUCUCUUGGUCCAGUAUCCUCAGCUAUUUCCACCUGCAUCCUAGCCACACUUGGCCCUUAAGAAUCUGUUAAUAUUUCAGCUCGGUUCUUGCCCACAAUGUCACGGUCACUGGUGCACCAUCCCCUCUCUCCUGAAGACGGGAAACUAUUUGUGUAUCCCAUUUCUCCUUGAAGGCACGUGUCCUUCUGUGGAAUUCAGUUUACUUGAGCAGCUUUCUGAGUCACACGAGAGAAGUUAAGACUGUGUAGAUUAUUUGGCUUCCGAGAAAAUAACUUUUUUUUUCUCCCUUCAGCUUUCUAUUUCCUAGGCAGAAGCAGAAGCCCAAGGCUACAGAGAUGAAUUAAGUGUAGUUUUGUUUACAGGGCUCCCACUGAGCUCUGG